AUGUCAAACUUAGCGGAUGCUGCCCCUCCUCUUGCCAAGCGACCGAAGCUAGAUACCCCAGCAGUGCGAGCAAGACCGAGCAAUGGUCAGCAGAGCAAACGCAACAAAAAAGCCAACAAGAAGCAGGACAAAGUCAAGCCGGGCGGCUCAGAGGAAGCGACACUGUACCAUGUCAUCGAAUUGCUAGGCGCAGACAAGGUCGUAACGCUCACUACGGCCGGCAAAGACCUGAACGGUUCGCACCGGUUCACGCAAUUUCAGGAGAUUGAGCUUGACAUUAUCGAGCUCAGCUCACAUGGAGAAGGACUGGGCGUGACUCAGGAGGGCGAGUGGGUCGUCGCUGCGCCCUUUUGCUUGCCAGGAGAGCGCAUACGUGCCAAAGUCGUUCGGCAUGCUCGCUUGCAUUCCUACGCAGAUCUCGUCGAGGUCAUCACGCCCAACCGCGGCACCAACGGUCGCGACGAGUCUCGCAUCAAGUGCAAGUAUUUCACACAAUGCAACGGCUGUCAGUAUCAAAUGAUGGACUAUACCGCCCAGCUUGACCACAAGCGGCUUGUCGUCGAACGUGCCUUCAGACACUUUUCGAAGCUGUCGAGCGAACUGAUACCAACGAUACAAGCGACGUUACCCUCACCGGAGCAAUACAAGUACCGUACUAAGCUCACGCCGCACUGGGAGGCUUACGCCCCGACGCACAAAGAGAAGCUACCCAUCGGUUUCAAUACUGCUGGUCGUCGUCGCCUGAUCGAUAUCGAAGAAUGUCCGAUAGCAACCGAUACCAUCAACAAGGCAUACACAGCAGAGCGAGCGAAAGUCCUAGCCAAAGCCACGACAUAUAAGCGGGGAGCGACGAUGCUGUUGCGACAUUCGUUACCACCACGUACACGAGCAGCUGGAGCAGCUGGCACAAGCAAGACCGAGGUGGGCGAGAUCGAGACGAGUCAAGAAGAGGCAAAAGACGCACCGGUAUGCGUGACUGAUUCCCAUCAUCUCGUCCGAGAGCGCAUCGCGGGUAAAGAUUUUGAAUUCAAUGCCGGUAGCUUUUUUCAAAACAAUAACGGCAUCCUUGACUCCCUGGUCAACUAUGUUGGCGAGCAGCUGACAACCCUCACGUCCGGUGAGAGUGGUGUAAAGCUUCGCUAUUUGAUCGACGCCUAUUGCGGCUCCGGCUUAUUCGGUCUGGCGUUGGCGCAUCACUUUGAAGCCGUAGCAGGCGUCGAGAUCUCGUCGGAUUCUGUCAAGUAUGCUCGUCACAAUGCCCAACUUAACGGAAUCAGCAAUGCGACCUUCUUGGCAGGUAAAGCGGAAGCUAUCUUCGAAGGCGAUCUGCUCAAAUCGUACGCCAAGGACGCCACGACCGUUUUGAUCGAUCCGCCUCGUGCAGGCUGUGACGACGCCUUCCUCGAGCAAUUACUCGCUUUCGACCCUGCAGUGAUUGUGUACGUCAGUUGUAACGUGCACACGCAAGCUCGCGAUAUCGGCUACUUGGUCAAUAAGAGCGAGCAGCGAUACAGCAUCGCAAGCAUCCGAGGGGCAGAUCUGUUCCCCCAGACGUACCAUUGCGAAGGCGUCGCAGUCUUGCGCCGCUCGAUAGAUGUAGGAGCAAAUGCAUGAUGCGUUGCGAGUACAUGUACAACAGACAGGAGACAUUGGUCGUACGAUGCGGUGCGGCUUUACGAGUUGCGGUCUAGAUUGUCUCGGCCCAUCCUCUGAGAUCGACUUCUGCUGUGCUUGCUUUCACGAGCCAGCGAUGUUUCUGCGUCGCCCAAUUUGGCAAUCUCGCAGAAAAGGACGUUAUGGGACUCACAAGAAGUUGCUUGGGAGUCGGACGCUUCUCGACGACUUUCUCGAGACAUGCGCCAAUGAAGCUCUCGAUCUCGCGAGGGAAUUUGCCAGCAGGCAGCGUUGGCGCGGGCUCAUUGACGACGUGCUGUAGCAACUCG
Mixia osmundae IAM 14324 is the source of this 1943-nucleotide messenger RNA. RefSeq lists its product as uncharacterized. The coding region runs from base 1 to 1614 and encodes 537 amino acids. Gene Ontology annotation, molecular function: tRNA (uracil(54)-C5)-methyltransferase activity, S-adenosyl methionine-dependent. The transcript is spliced from 6 exons. Lineage: Eukaryota; Fungi; Basidiomycota; Mixiomycetes; Mixiales; Mixiaceae. The record is from RefSeq and is a predicted model, not a curated record. Gene Ontology annotation, biological process: tRNA processing.